AUGCUUAGACUUUUUUUUGUUCUUCUAUCCCUCCUCUGCUUCUUGCUACAUUAUGUCCAGUGUGAUGUUAUAAUUGUGGACUCUAAUGAAGUUAUCCAAAACUUUGACAAGGACACCGUUUUAAACCUGUCCGAUAAAGUUUUUAACAUAUUCUUAGACACGACUACGAAGAACGCCGACAUAACAUCAACAUAUUCAAAUAUUUACAAUAAAUCCAAAGUCACCAUAAAUGGAACCUGCGCAUAUGUUAAGGAUCUGAUCAAGGGAAGAAAUCUCAAAUAUUUAGACGAGCAGGACACCCUGGAAUAUAUCACAACGCCGAGCACGAAUAAUUUUUCCAUAUACGUGUACACAAUUAACGGGCAAGCAGAUAUCAUACCGCUCAUUUACCAGAAGCACCCCAAAUAUAUAAGCUACAUUGUAACCUGCCAGGAAACUGACAUUUUUGACAACCCAGAAGAUGCAAAGCAAAAUAAAAAUGUCUUUCAUACAAGCCCGAGCAUCCUAUCCCAAUUGAUAGUCAUCUUCUUAAUAUUUUUUUUCCUGUUCAUUGGAUUCUCCGUUUUAAUGAAUAUUAGUACUCCAAAAAUAUUCGAAGAUAAACAGUUAAUAAUAAAUAAGGAACACUGA
This is a messenger RNA of Plasmodium fragile, 630 nucleotides long. RefSeq lists its product as uncharacterized. The transcript is spliced from 9 exons. NCBI's taxonomy places the organism in Eukaryota, Apicomplexa, Aconoidasida, Haemosporida, Plasmodiidae. Bases 1 to 630 code for a protein of 209 amino acids. The record is from RefSeq and is a predicted model, not a curated record.